Messenger RNA from Aspergillus japonicus CBS 114.51, 2264 nucleotides. Its product is annotated as glycosyl hydrolase family 79 C-terminal domain-containing protein. Bases 496 to 2058 code for a protein of 520 amino acids. The transcript has 5 exons. NCBI's taxonomy places the organism in Eukaryota, Fungi, Ascomycota, Eurotiomycetes, Eurotiales, Aspergillaceae. The record is from RefSeq and is a predicted model, not a curated record.
UAUCUCACCACUGCUUCCAGACAUCAUGGUUAGAGGCUGACGAUCACCUUGUAUGAGCUAAGAUACUCUUUCCACAGACUCCGUGUUCCUACUCGAUGUUUUACGCCUUCCGUGUCAGAAGAGGACUGAUCUACAGACUGCCUCGUCCACGAUACACGUACGUCAUUGGGGGCAUCAGGCACAGCCAUGAUAGGCAUCGGCUAUUGAAUCCUUCAAGUCCAACAUAAUAAUCAUACGCCGACAAUGCGGGGAAUCAAGCAUUGAGAACCCAAGAUGUGUUGCGGCUUGUGCUUGCAGCUGCAACAGGGUGGUCAUUGGAGGAAAAACUGCCGGCUAAGAGAACGACUGGAGUUCGUACUCGGGACGAGAUCAACCGAGUGACUGCAGGGUCAUCACACGCAGAUACACAAAUACGCAGAUGCGUGCGAUGUUUCGUCGGGACGAAAAUGCUGUUGUCUACAGUGUGCCUCUUAUCGCCAAUCUACAAUCUUCGCUAUGAACGCCUCUCUAUAUCUGUUACUCGCCUUGUGCAAUCUUCUCCAAUUGGGGAGCUGGGCAAUCGCUGCUACGGUGUACAAUGUGACCAGUACAGUUUCGCUGGCCCCUGCCUCGUCACCUCGCCCUGAGAAGCCUGUGCAUGAUGCUGACUACCACUCCUUCUCCAUUGAAUUCUGCUAUAUUGUGGACUACGCUGGGAAUGAUACACACCCCAACCUCUUCUCGCGCCAGGUCAUCCAGAACCUCAAAGACAUUGCCGGCAAGGCCCCCAUCUUCCGGGUGGGCGGGAGUACGCAGAACUCGGCGGUCUACUAUCCCGACCAGACAGAGGCGUUGAUAGAUCCGUUUGAUUCAAUUGCCUCCAGCCAGCCGCGUCACUCGUACUUUGGCCCGGCGUUUCUGCAGUCCUUCCGGCAAUUUCCCGCUGGGUCUCAGUAUAUCUUUGGUCUGAACUUCUUUAAUGCUGAGAACGAAACUCUGUUUGAGGUGGGGAAUGGAUUGGCGCAGUGUGUUCUCGAGGCUCAUGCUGCCUAUCAUGCCAUCGGGGAUGCUCUUUACGGAUUUGAGAUUGGAAAUGAGGUUGACUCAUGGGCCGGAGGCCAACGACGACCAGCGAACUGGACAGUUCAAGACUAUGUCAAUCAGUGGAACGAGUAUGCGUCGGCCAUCAGCGAGAACCUCACCCAACACGACGCAGAACAGCUGUUUCAGGGAUGUGCUUUUGAAGCUCCGCGCCAUGUUACAGCAGCAACGGAUUGGAACGUGGAGAAUGCCGAAGCGGAUGGGAUGCGCGUGAACAAGGCGAAGAGCGUGGCUGACCAUGAGUAUAUGGGUGCCGCCUGUGACUACAGCGGGGUAGGCCCCACGAUCGCGACCACGAUCUUUGACCGUACGAAUGUGCUGUCGCGGGUGUGGUAUCACGACUAUCUGGGCAACGUCACCACGGCGUCAGGCAUCCCUUACGUCUUGGGUGAGACCAACUCGAUCUCGUGUCAGGGCGCGCGAGGGAUCUCGGACGUAAUGGCGGCGGCGGUCUGGGCAGUCGAUUACGUGCUGUACCUGUCGUCGCUACGGGUGGAACGUGUGCAUUUCCACAUGGGGACGCGGUACCCCUACGCCAGCUGGCUGCCUGUGACCUUCAACGAGACGGCGCCCACCGUGUUCCCCAUUUACUAUGCCGCCCUGUUCAAUGCUCACGUCUUCUCAGGCGGCAACAAGCAAACUGAGGUGCUUGUCAACACCACCGACUUUGGUGCGUACGCCGUCUACAGCCAGGGAAAGCUGGAGUCCCUCGUUGCCGUCAGCUUGUCAGUGUGGAAUUCCACCUUCACUGCAACCGAGCGCCCUUACACGGCCCUCGAGCUGCCGGCGACCGGCUGGGAAAAUGCCAAGGUGAUGAGAUUGACCAACCCGGGAGUAGACGUGGCCGCGAACAUCACGCUGGCGGGCCAGUCUGUGAAUGCACAGGGGAAGAUCGUUGGCACCGCGGUGUAUGAGAAGGUGCAACAGAGGAAAGUCUGGGUGGGAGCCGGAGAAGCUGUGUUGAUUCAGCGGGGAUGAAGCGGUAUUUCUUGGUCGAUGAAGAGGAUGAAAAAUUCUGUUGAAUUGAAGUUGUCCAGAUUUUCUGAGGAGAGGGACCCUCGCAAGUGUAAGCAUUGGAUUGCUGGUCGAAGCUGUAGGUAGAGACUUCUGUAGGACUCGGAGGGAUUAAUUAGUGACCAUACAUGAGGAAACUUGAACAAUCGAACCACCCACACGUAUUUACC